Molecule: messenger RNA, 777 nt
Organism: Brassica rapa (field mustard)
Lineage: Eukaryota; Viridiplantae; Streptophyta; Magnoliopsida; Brassicales; Brassicaceae
Gene: EXPA4
Product: expansin-A4
Biological process (GO): plant-type cell wall organization
Cellular component (GO): extracellular region
Source: RefSeq, marked provisional
AUGGCUGUUAUUAAACUAGCAAUUCUCUUCACUGCAUAUCUCCUCUUUAACCUCGCUGACGCAAGAAUCCCCGGCGUCUACUCCGGUGGCGCGUGGCAAAACGCACACGCUACUUUCUACGGCGGCAGCGACGCCUCCGGCACUAUGGGAGGAGCUUGUGGUUACGGUAACCUUUAUAGCCAAGGCUACGGAACUAACACGGCUGCUUUGAGCACGGCUCUGUUUAACAACGGCAUGAGUUGUGGAGCCUGCUUUGAGCUAAAAUGUGCCAACGACCCACAGUGGUGCCAUUCAGGUAGCCCAUCUAUCCUCAUUACCGCAACCAACUUCUGCCCACCAAACUUUGCUCAGGCGAGCGAUAAUGGUGGAUGGUGCAACCCACCACGUGAACACUUCGACCUAGCCAUGCCUGUUUUCCUCAAGAUUGCUCAAUACCGUGCCGGCAUUGUCCCUGUCUCAUACCGCAGGGUGCCAUGCAGAAAGAGAGGAGGAAUAAGGUUCACAAUCAACGGUCACCGUUACUUCAACUUGGUUCUGAUCACCAACGUUGCCGGAGCAGGAGACAUCGUGAGGACGAGCGUGAAAGGUUCAAAGACUGGUUGGAUGAGUCUGAGCAGGAACUGGGGUCAGAACUGGCAAUCUAACGCUGUUUUGGUUGGUCAGUCACUUUCUUUCCGUGUCACCGGCAGUGACCGUAGAACCUCUACUUCAUGGAGCAUCGUUCCUUCUAACUGGCAGUUUGGUCAAACCUUUGUCGGGAAGAAUUUCAGGGUCUAA